Messenger RNA from Ricinus communis (castor bean), 2229 nucleotides. Its product is annotated as probable serine/threonine-protein kinase At1g54610. The record is from RefSeq and is a predicted model, not a curated record. NCBI's taxonomy places the organism in Eukaryota, Viridiplantae, Streptophyta, Magnoliopsida, Malpighiales, Euphorbiaceae. Gene Ontology annotation, molecular function: ATP binding; cyclin-dependent protein serine/threonine kinase activity; RNA polymerase II CTD heptapeptide repeat kinase activity. The transcript has 7 exons. Gene Ontology annotation, cellular component: nucleus; cyclin-dependent protein kinase holoenzyme complex. Gene Ontology annotation, biological process: protein phosphorylation; positive regulation of transcription elongation by RNA polymerase II. Bases 315 to 2051 code for a protein of 578 amino acids.
CUAAGCUUACCCUGCAUUGCAUUGCUUCGCGGGCUCAACUAGACUUUCUCUCUCUCUAGAACUAGAACUAAAAACAUAUCUAUUUUUCUCUCUCUAGAAUACCUGCCCACUAAAAUAUAAGAGUCUAAAAAUCCUAGCAACUUAUAUAUUUAUUUCGUGUGUUCUCUGUUAGGCAGCAAGCUAUCCUCUAUCUCUCUAUCAAUGGAUACGAUGACGUUUUCUAAAGAAGCUUGAAGCGGUUUGCCGGCAUCCGGGAUACAACUCAUUUUCACUGCUCUCAUGUAUACGUAGCGUUUAAGCGUUUCUUUUACAAAAUGGGUUGCGUUAUCGGCAAGACCACCACCGCCGGCGACCGUCGGAGCCGUGCUGUUGGAUCUCCUAACCGAGGCCGGAGCUCCGGCGAUACUUCUGCUACCGUUACCGGGGCUGUUAAUGCUGUUACUAGGAAUAAAAAAGAGAGGCAGAAGGCUAGAAACGCCGGUGAUUUUCAUACGGAUGUUUUGACGGCGGAGAGACGGCGACCACGACCGCCGGAACCUGUUCUUGGGUACCAGCAAGGUUGGCCGUCGUGGUUAAUGGCGGUAGCCGGUGACGCCAUCGGUGAUUGGACUCCUCGCCGAGCUAACACUUUCGAGAAGCUUGAUAAAAUUGGCCAAGGUACAUAUAGCAAUGUAUAUAAAGCAAGGGAUCUGAUAACAGGAAAGAUUGUUGCUUUAAAGAAAGUAAGGUUCGAUAAUUUAGAGCCAGAGAGUGUUAAAUUUAUGGCGAGAGAGAUUCUUGUCUUGAGAAGAUUAGAUCAUCCCAAUGUGCUUAAGCUUGAAGGUUUGGUUACUUCAAGAAUGUCUUGCAGUCUUUAUUUGGUGUUUGAGUAUAUGGAUCAUGAUCUCGCUGGACUCGCAGCAUGCCAAGGAGUCAAGUUUAAUGAGGCUCAGAUCAAAUGCUAUGUCAAGCAAUUGCUAGCUGGCCUCGAGCAUUGUCACAAACGAGGUGUCUUGCACCGCGAUAUCAAGGGUUCCAAUCUGCUUAUUGAUAAUGAAGGAGUUCUGAAAAUUGCUGACUUUGGACUGGCAACUUUCUUUGAUCCUGAGAGAAAAGUUCCGAUGACUAGUCGAGUUGUUACCCUCUGGUACCGUCCUCCCGAGCUUCUUCUCGGGGCCACUUAUUACAGUGUUGGUGUUGACCUUUGGAGUGCGGGCUGCAUUUUGGCAGAACUACUUGCUGGGAAGCCAAUAAUGCCAGGACGGACAGAGGUUGAACAACUGCACAAGAUAUUUAAGUUAUGUGGUUCCCCAUCAGAGGAGUACUGGAAGAAAUCAAAACUGCCUAAUGCAACCCUUUUCAAACCUCAGCAGCCGUACAAACGCUGUAUAGCAGAAACCUUCAAAGAUUUUCCACCUGCUUCUCUGCCUUUAGUAGAAACUCUUCUUUCAAUUGAUCCUGAUAAUCGUGGAACUGCCACUACAGCUCUAAAUAGUGAAUUCUUUAAUACUGAACCUCGUGCUUGUGAGCCAUCAAGUUUACCCAAGUAUCCUCCUAGCAAAGAAAUGGAUGUGAAGUUGAGAGAAGAGGAAGCAAGAAGGCAAAAAGGCCUUGGUGGAAAGUCAAAUGCUGUUGAUGGUGCUAGAAGAGUUAAAAUUCGAGAUCGGGUUGGCAGGGCGAUUCCGGUUCCAGAAGCCAAUGCAGAAAUUCCAUCAAACGUAGACAGAUGGAGAGUCAUGACACAAGGAAAUGCCAAGAGCAAGAGUGAGAAAUUUCCACCUCCUCAUCAGGAUGCAGCAGUUGGACAUCCUAUAGAUGCAUCGCAAAAAGGCCCUGUAUCAUUUGGUGCAACUGAUACUUCUUUUAACUCUUCCAUAUUCGAUUCGAAGUCAUCAUCUAUUAAAAGUGCAGAAGCCAUUGGGGGCCCCUCCAGAAGAAGGAAAACUAAUAAAGAAGAUCCCCAAAUGGCUCCAUCUCGAAAAUUUAUCCGCCCAUUUAAUCCGUCAUCAGUAGGACUGUCAUUGGAUCUAUUAUUCAAGGGAAAAUCUGAGGUUUUUGGCAGCCGGAGGUAGAGUACGAAAGUGAGGAGCUACUAGGGGCUUCAAUGCUUUUUGUUUCUUUUUUCUUUUACUUAUUUAAUUAUUGUUCUCAUUUAUUAUACCCAUUAUAUAAAUACUCGGUGUAUAAUCCGCACAAUAGAGGCCCCAGUGUUAGUGUAUACUGCAAGUGUAAUUCCACUUUUCUUGUACA